Capronia epimyces CBS 606.96 is the source of this 930-nucleotide messenger RNA. Its product is annotated as large subunit ribosomal protein LP0. Gene Ontology annotation, biological process: cytoplasmic translation; ribosomal large subunit assembly; ribosome biogenesis. Bases 1 to 930 code for a protein of 309 amino acids. The transcript is spliced from 4 exons. Lineage: Eukaryota; Fungi; Ascomycota; Eurotiomycetes; Chaetothyriales; Herpotrichiellaceae. Gene Ontology annotation, cellular component: cytosolic large ribosomal subunit. Gene Ontology annotation, molecular function: structural constituent of ribosome; large ribosomal subunit rRNA binding. The record is from RefSeq and is a predicted model, not a curated record.
AUGGGGGGCAAAUCCGGAUCGAAGACUGUCUACUUCGACAAGCUGAAGACUCUGCUCGACGAGUACAAGUCCAUCUUCAUUGCAAGUCAUCUCGACAGCCGCAGUGGGACGUUCUCGCUCCGCGGCGAUGCUGUGGUUCUGAUGGGCAAGAACACCAUGGUUCGUCGAGCUCUCAAGGGAUUCGUGACGGAGAACCCGGAAUUUGAGCGUCUGCUCCCACACGUCAAAGGCAACGUUGGAUUCAUCUUCACCAACGGGGAUUUGAAGACCAUUCGUGACAAGAUCCUGGCCAACCGAGUCGCAGCCCCGGCUCGUGCUGGCGCCGUUGCUCCCGGCGAUGUGUACGUCCCCGCGGGAAACACUGGUAUGGAACCUGGCAAGACCUCUUUCUUCCAGGCCCUCGGUGUCCCCACCAAGAUUGCCCGUGGUACCAUUGAAAUCACCACCGACCUCAAGUUGGUUGAGGCUGGCGCGAAAGUUGGUGCCUCAGAAGCUACGCUUCUCAACAUGUUGAACAUCUCUCCCUUCACGUACGGUAUGAAGGUUGUACAGGUCUAUGAGGAGGGCCAGACCUUCGAUCCGAGUGUGUUGGAUAUCGAGGAGAGCCAGUUGCUCAAGUCCUUGUCGUCCGCUAUUGCCACCAUCACUACCAUUUCUCUGGCUGCCAACUACCCGACUCUGCCGUCUGUUAUCCACAGCUUGAUCAAUGGCUACAAGAAGCUCAUCUCGGUGGCCAUCGAGACCGACUACAGCUGGGAGGCCAUUGAUGAGCUCAAAGAUCGCAUUGCGAACCCUGAGGCUUAUGCCGCUGCCGCUCCUGUCGCCGCUGCCGCCAGCGACGACGCUGCGCCAGCUGCGGCCAAGGAGGAAGAAAAGGAAGAGGAGAAGGAAGAGAGUGAUGACGAGGGCUUCGGUGGACUUUUCGACUAG